CCCCCCGCCUCGCCUCACCUCACCCCGGAGGAGGCAGCCGCCAGGCUCCCUCCUGAGCCCUCUGCACGCGUCAGCUGCCCGGGGAGAGCAACGCCUGGGCCUGAAGUCUGCCCCUUAUUCCCGGAUCCUUGCCCGGAGUUCACUCUGCACACCACCUCCGCCUGGUAGUGCUUGUAACCAUGGAGAAGCUAAGGAAUGCAAACACCUGUUUUGCACUUGAUCUACUUAAAAAGUUUAAUGAAACCAAUCCAACAGGAAACAUCUUCUUCUCUCCCAUCAGUAUUUCUGCUGCACUGGCCAUGAUUCUGUUAGGGGCCAAGGGUAACACAAAGACACAGAUGUUGAAGGCACUUCAUUAUGAUGAUGCUGAAGACCUUCAUUCAAGAUUUCAGACCCUGACUUCUGAUGUUAACAGGCAUGGAUCUCCCUAUCUGUUGAAGCUCGCCAAUCGUCUGUACGGAGAGAAGACCUACAUUUUUUUGCCAGACUUCUUGGCUAACACUCAGAAAUUUUAUGGAGCCAGUUUGGCUAUGGUUGAUUUUCUCCAUGCUUCUGAUGAAGCACAGAAGCAUAUUAACCAGUGGGUAGAAGAACAGACUGAAGGUAAAAUCCCCAACCUGUUGUCUGAAGGCUCACUUAAUAACACAACCAGACUGGUGCUGGUGAAUGCCAUUUAUUUCAAAGGCAAAUGGGGAGAAAAAUUUGAAGAACAGAACACCAAAGAAAUGCCAUUUCACUUAAAUAAGAAUGAAACAAAGACAGUGAAGAUGAUGUAUCAGAAAAAGAAAUUUCCAUUUGGGUAUAUCCGUGAACUGGAGUGUCGUGUGUUAGAACUUCCCUAUGAUGGAGACGAACUUAGCAUGAUCAUCUUGUUACCUGAUGAAAUUAAAGAUGAUACCACUGGACUACAACAGCUAGAGAAGCAGCUCACCUUUGAAAAGCUUUGUGAAUGGACAAAACUACAAAAUAUGCAGCCCAUUGAUGUUCAUGUGCAUCUGCCUAAAUUUAAGAUGGAAGACAGCUAUGACCUUAAAUCCGCUUUAUCAGGUCUGGGCUUUCUGGAUAUAUUUGAUAGUGGCAAGGCUGACUUGUCUGGAAUGUCAGGUGCACGAGACCUCUUUCUGUCUAAAAUUGUUCACAAGUCUUUUGUGGAAGUGAAUGAAGAAGGCACAGAAGCUGCAGCUGCCACAGCUGGCAUAAUUGCAAACUGCAUGUUUAUGGAAGAGCAUUUCACAGCUGACCAUCCUUUCCUUUUCUUCAUCUGGCAUAACCCAACGCAAAGCAUACUUUUCUUUGGCAGGUAUGCUUCCCCAUAACAGAAAAACAUAGUUUACUAUCUGAUUAAUUUCUACUGAAACCAACAGAGAUUUUUGCCUUUGAAUUGAAGAGAAAAGAAUUUAGGUCCAAAGGUUGAAAUCUGAGGCUCAUGUGUUUGUGUCUUUAACAAUUUUAAUUUAAAUUCUGCAUUUCAUGAUAAAAUGAUUACCCAAUAAUUGAUUUAUUUUUCCUUGUUGGGAACCGUUAGUUACUUGAUACCUUUUAGCCCUAGACUUGUUUGUAUUUCAUGAAAUCUCUUACAUGGCCCCUCAAGUCGCUGACAAAAAAAUAGUUAAUUUUCUAUUAUUAGAGAAGAAUUCUAUUUAUUGAAGAAAAGUAACUGUCAGGACCCUGACACAUUCAUUUAAAGGUGCUAUGGGAUCUGAACCUGGAUCCCAAAAAUUGCACCUCCUGCCAUGCCUCCUUUCUGCUUACCAAUGCAGGGGGAAUCCAGAAUCAUAAUCAAUUGAAAGAGCCUACUGUGACCCAGGGGUGCCGUGGAGCCAGAGCUGAUAAUCAUUGAAUUGCUGGCUGCAGUUCAGGGACAGCACUGGAACUGGCUUACGGUAUGCCAUGUGUUUAAUUUAAGGUGCCAUACAAACCAGAAAUUAAAAUUUUCUAUAUUAUACAUGGAAUAUUGUUAUGGCUUGUUUAUUUUUGGUGUCUUAACUUGGGUGUACAUGUAGCACCUUUGCCACUUAUGCGAGUAUGAUGACCUGUCUACAUGUUACAUUUAUGCUGCAAUUAAAGUGUUAAUCGCAGCAUAUCUAGGGAAUAAAUAUGAUAUCCCUAAUUACUUGGGCCUGCAGCUGGCAGGAAUCUCAGCCCCAGUUGUGCCCCAUGCAGUAGUGACCUGGCUUUGAAGCUUUUUGGACAUAGAGAAUUCUCUCUCUCCAGAGUAAAAUAUUGGAGCAAUUUUUUUUUGUAUUCAGUCCCUAAGCUCUUUGCCGAUUAUGAUCUAGGUGCCAUAUAUAGAAUGCUUUGGUUUGAAAAGCAGCACCUAGACUGGCAUUGUUCCCUGUUCUUGUGAUUUUAUUAUUUUUUUUUUUUUUAAAUACUUUGUUUCCUUCAUAUAUCUGGGAUCCAGAGCACAUGAAUACACCAGGAUCUCAGCUUUCUUUAAACAGUUUCACUUCCUGCAAGCUUCAGAACACAAAUUCUAAAGGUUCCAACAAAGGUUCAAAAGCCAAAUGUAGUUUUUUAAAGCCUUAUAAUUUUUUUGAGGCUAUCCUGUAUUAGGGGAUCUACCUUCUUCACAAUUCAGCGUUUUUCACAGAAACCACGAAAAAAAGUGGCUUCUAUGAACCCUGUGAAAAUGGCAAUCUUGCCAUAACAACCAGAGUACAAAGGAAGGCAUGGCAAUCCCUGCAGCCAGAGCACGUGGUUUCACUGAGAGAGCUAGCGAUAGGCUGAGCCAGUGACAGUCUCAGUAAAGGCUUCCGUCAGGGAAGUGAGAGGAUUGCAGUGCCAUCUUUCAAACAACCAGAGGCAGUGCAGGCAAUGAUGUCUGAAGAUGAUGAGUAAAAGGAACUUCCUUAAAGCUAAGAACAUUUCACCUAUGGAUCAUAUAAGGCAUACCCUGCAGGAACCUUGCAUGCAGAUGCUGGGAAAUUGCUCUGUUCAUCAUGCAAUGUGACUCUGAAUGGGGUGAGGAAAAACAGCAUUUAUCACCACAUAAAGUCCAAAUUGCACGUGGAGCACAAGGCUGUUGCAGGGGCUGAAGGAAAGACCAAAAAACAAAUGACCGUAUUGUCAAUGUUUAAAAGGGUUAUGAAAGCAGUGUGACAAGGAGAGGGUACAUUAUAGCCAUGAGCAUCCCUCUGCAUAAAACUGACAGCCCUAAAUUAAGGGGGAACUUGAAGAAAAACAUGCCAAAUGGUGAAUGUUUUCCAUGUGUGGACAGUCUUUGCCAGGACACUCUACCUGCCAUGAUUGCUUCGCAUAUAGUCUACAAAGCUGCACUGGCAGAAUAUAAAUUCAUCUUAAUUGUAGCUGAUGAAGCUGCAGACCCUCAAAAUAACUUAUGUCCGGCACAUUUUAUUUGUACCUGGGAUCUGGACAGACCAUGAACUUCCUGUUUUUCAAGCACAGCAAGUUCACCUUGUGCCUGUCAAUUUUUCUACUGUGGUACAAGCUGUAGUGAAAGCUGUUGUAAACUAUAGCUUAGAUUUUAACAAGAUCUCAGCAUUUCAGUCUGGCAAUGUCAUAUGUAUGUGCAAAGCUUUCUCCGAUGUGCUCCAAUGCAAUUCAUGUCACUUACAAUAUGCAUGUCCUGGGUUUAGUAAGUGACAUUUAGCGCACAUGGUUUCCUGAUGUGGAUAGCUUGGUUUCCUCCAUUAGAAAGCCUUCAAACAUUGUCCAGGCUAUAAGCUCCAGUACAGGGAGUCCAUUGCCAAUCAAAUCUACAUGCAACUGUGCCAUUUCCACCAGAGCCAGUGCUUACAAGGUAAAAUUUGUUGUGUAAUGCAGUUUGUUACCACUCCAAGAAUAUGAAGUACUACCAGCAAUUUGUGAGCAUUGAGCUGGAAAUCACGCCAGACACACAGCAUACGCUUAAACUACACGAUCAGAAAGAGAAACAUUGAAAAUCAAGUGAUGUUUGUGGCUGAAAAUGCAGUCUGGUUAAUGGAGCUUCUGAUGUGCUUUCAAGGCCGGCAGGCUGUAAUCCACCAUGCACACAAUAAGCCGAUGAAUCCGAUGAGUUGGGUCCAAGACGUGGCAUCACAACAGCUUUCAAACUGUCAACAUUGAAAACCAGUGGAGACAAGAACUGUUCCAGGCAGUAGCUAUGAAGUUGAAUCAAUACUACAAGUACAAUCCGUUACAUCCACCAUGGUUUAAACAACUGUUUGCCUCCUUUUUUAGUGCUGUUCACAUUUUGUGCUCUUCACUUAACCAGGUGUCUGUUGUGAGCUAGUGAAAUCAAUCCCUGGAUGGGGGAAGAGCAUGCCAACAAAUGUACGCUUAUGUGAACUUUGUCGAAGAGUGGCAAAUGCCCAUGACUGUGGGGGGUUUUUAGCUUGUUUGUGACUGGUUUCCACAUCUCUACAGCUUAACAAGAUAUAGUGCCUUACCAUUCUAACCAUUCAGGGGAUGCAGAACAUGCAAUCUCAACAUAUGGACAAGUGUUCACACUGCAGAGACAGGAUGUCAGCUGCAACUGCUGGUGGAUACUGCAUGCUAGCAGUUAACAAGUAACAUGAUGACUUUUCUAUCAAGGUUAGCAUUAUUUAGUAUGACGUGGGUCAGCACUGCACCCAAAAUACUUGGGUUUGGGGAAAAGGGCUGCUGUGUAACAUUUGGUAUUCAGAUGUAUUAAACUGCAGAGUUAAUGCAGAAUUAAUUUUAUUCAUAGAAAUGUUAAUCGCUUCAUUGUGAGAUCUUAACAAUCAUGGCACUGAGCACCUUUUAGCUCCUUUUUUUCCACAGAUUCCAAAUGUAUUUAAGAUUUUCAGGGGUGUAGGUUUUAAUAUUUUCAAACAUUUGACUACUACCAAUAUCGCUUGUGAUUAAAUAUACAUUUUCUAAAAUUGCUUCCUAAACUUGUAGAACGUCAAUAAAUAAAG
Alligator sinensis (Chinese alligator) is the source of this 4883-nucleotide messenger RNA. RefSeq names its product serpin family B member 1 (gene SERPINB1). Gene Ontology annotation, biological process: negative regulation of endopeptidase activity. Lineage: Eukaryota; Metazoa; Chordata; Crocodylia; Alligatoridae. The transcript is spliced from 8 exons. The coding region runs from base 180 to 1316 and encodes 378 amino acids. The record is from RefSeq and is a predicted model, not a curated record. Gene Ontology annotation, molecular function: serine-type endopeptidase inhibitor activity.